This is a messenger RNA of Kluyveromyces lactis, 534 nucleotides long. It is a transcript of the gene IMG2, whose product is annotated as mitochondrial 54S ribosomal protein mL49. The transcript has a single exon. Gene Ontology annotation, biological process: translation. NCBI's taxonomy places the organism in Eukaryota, Fungi, Ascomycota, Saccharomycetes, Saccharomycetales, Saccharomycetaceae. Bases 1 to 534 code for a protein of 177 amino acids. Gene Ontology annotation, molecular function: structural constituent of ribosome. Gene Ontology annotation, cellular component: mitochondrial large ribosomal subunit; ribosome. The record is from RefSeq and is a predicted model, not a curated record.
AUGCUUACAAGAGUUACAAGAAGUUUUGCGGCUAUGAGCCCAAGAUCAUUUCGGAUUUGUACUAGACUACAAUCAACCCAAGCACAGCAACCACAACAACAGGAAAACUCAGAAAUUGAGCUUUUAAAUGAACUUAAAUCAGAAAUGGACAAAUUGGGACCAUUAUCUGAUGCCGAAAGUGCCGAACUCAGUGCUUUAUUUGACAGUCAAAGUCCUUUUACAGUAUUCCCAAAACUUGAAGACGUAAGCCCCGAGGAAGUAGUGGGAGCCGCUCCAUUUGGGAAGAAAACAUAUUUCAUUCAAAGAAGUAUUAACGGAAAUUUACCUGUGUACACUGACUACAAAAACAGCAAUAAGAUUGUCACCGAAAUCAGAAAGAUUCAAGGGGAUCCUGUGCAGCUAAGAAACGAUCUACAAGAAAGGCUUCCUUUCAUUCCAAAGAAGUACUGGAAGGUGAUACUUCAAUCAAAUAAAAUUAUCAUUGAAGGUGAUGCCACGAAGCACGUGAAGAGGGCUCUGGCUACCACCUUUUGA